Protopolystoma xenopodis is the source of this 873-nucleotide messenger RNA. The record is from the annotation of a GenBank genome assembly. Lineage: Eukaryota; Metazoa; Platyhelminthes; Monogenea; Polystomatidea; Polystomatidae.
AUGUCUUCUCAACGAGGUAAUAGUGGACAUGUACUGGAACAGAAAGUUGGUCGAGAAAUGUGCCUCACUUGUAUAUUGUCAAGUUGUAGCUUGGUUCUAAAAAUACCUAAGUUCAUUGGCAAUGACUAUGCUGCCAGUGAUACUUUUGGGAAGGUGCUUUGGUCGGAUUACUUCACACCCAACUUCCAUUUGUUCUUUGCGGCAGCCAUUCUCAGUUGUGAAAAGCAGAAUAUCAUGGAGCGCAAACUGGAUGUUAACGGAAUUCUCAAACAUCUUAAUGACCUAAGCCAGCGUAUCAAUCUCACGAGUAUUCUGCUCCGUGCCACAGAAUUUUAUCUUCAGCUGGAAAAUCUGCCUGAUCAGAUCGUACCCGAAUUGGGACCGAUUGUUCGUGGGCCUUCGCUUUCUCUCUCUUGUUACGGCCUAUCCACCUUCACAAACAGCAGCAAUCCCCCCGCUUCAGCCGCCGGUUUCACAUACUAUUCCUCAUCUCCUAGCUGUUCACCGCUGCCAGUUAACAAUGCCAGCCCACUCUCGCCUGAACAAGCAUCGCCUAAGUGGCUAUCCACUGAUAUCCAAACUGGCUUCUCCACCUUAACUUCUGGGAAAGUGGCUGACGUUGUAGGUGCUGGUAUAGAAUUUGAUAUACCUGUCCGGGUAGUAAUGCCUGCUGAGAAAAAGAGAAUACCUAAAGGUCUCGGCUUACCCUUGAUGAACGUUCUUCCUAAUGGUGCUGACAGUUGUAAUACCAACAGAAGAACAGCUAACGAAGCUGAUAACGUUGAGGCUGUACGAGCCAGGAUUUCUAUUCCAACUGUACUCUCUCUAUCUAAUGAGUUCAUUUAUUCUGAUGGACGCAACCUAACCAGAUAG